AUGACUAUUAAUGGGUUAUUGAUACCUAGCAAAUUUAUUCUAGUUUCCUGCCAUUUCAUCACCUCCUUGAUGGCUUAUUAUGGAGCUAAAGAAAACAUCUUGGCUAAUUUUCAAACCAAGACAUAUGACACCAAUUCUGAUGAGUACACCUCAGCGUAUAACUCCAUCAUUUCGUGCAUUCUCCUGGGAUUGAUUGGCCUUGGCAUUGAGAUGAUAUUCAUUAUUACUGGAAUUACAAUGUUUUAUGAUACCAGCAACUUUUUGAUUAUAUGUUUGCACGCGGUUGGCAUCAUAAUUUACAGCGAGUUUAUUAUAGGAGCAUGGCCCUACUAUGAAUUGUGGUAUUAUUGGGCGGCAUUUAUUUUGUUACCAGUUCUAUUGGAAAUAGUGGCGACCUGCUUUGGGAAUAUACUUUACGGGACAGCCUUCAAAAGAAGAUUAUCAAGAAAAGGAAAUUGAUUGAAUAUGAUUAUUAAAUAUCUUGAAAACAAAUUAAUAUGUCUCA
Messenger RNA from Paramecium tetraurelia, 505 nucleotides. RefSeq lists its product as uncharacterized. The coding region runs from base 1 to 459 and encodes 152 amino acids. The record is from RefSeq and is a predicted model, not a curated record. Gene Ontology annotation, biological process: protein localization to ciliary transition zone; non-motile cilium assembly. Lineage: Eukaryota; Ciliophora; Oligohymenophorea; Peniculida; Parameciidae. Gene Ontology annotation, cellular component: MKS complex. The transcript has 4 exons.